GACGCUGUCGCCAGAGUUCAACUACCGCGUGUCAGUUCCCAUCACCUCUUUGCAUGACCAGCGGAUCUGCAUCGAGCUCUACGAUCAUGACUUCAUCACCAGGGACGACUUUCUGGGCAAAGUCAGCAUUCCCGUGGAGUUGCUGGCCACCUGGGGGAAAGACAAGAAAGUCACCGUCUCCCUACGGAACGAGUUUGACGAGAAAGGGAAGAAUGGCUCCGUGACCAUCAGUGCUGAGUGGCAGCCAGUGGUCCAGGAAACCGAUGUCGCCGGAGAGGACCACCCCGCUGGAGUCAUCACAGCUGGCGUGUUCUGUGCGAUGCAGUUGCCCAACGUGGACUCAGACACACAGUACUGGGUCACCGCCACCUGCACCGAGUUGAUGCCCUGCGCCGUGCAGCACGAUACGGGAAAAGAACAAGACAACGAGCUGGCCACCGAGAAGACCCGUGCCACAGAGGUGCAGGAGGAGUGGGACGAAAAGUCCGACCCUGUGAGCCUACGGCUGAUGAAAGAGAAAGUUGACAUCCUGCGCAAGCAUGGGAUGGGCGACGCGGACAUCAUGAAGGUGUUAGACAUGGCGGGGGCCGCAAACAAGCUCGAGGCCGACAACGAUGUGGCAGCCAGGUUCCUGCUAGACAGGGCAUCCGGCGGCCGGAUCCCGAGGUGGCGCCGGGGCCUCCAGUUCCUUACGAAGAAGGCACCAGACGCAGCCAUAACCUUCCGCUUACACAGCCAGAAGGGCGAGAAAACGCAGGUUCUUGGACAGUACCGGCGGCAGCUGAGGGACCUUGAGCACCUUCCCGAGAUGACAGCCUACGAGACU
Molecule: messenger RNA, 826 nt
Organism: Symbiodinium pilosum
Lineage: Eukaryota; Dinophyceae; Suessiales; Symbiodiniaceae
Source: the annotation of a GenBank genome assembly